Molecule: messenger RNA, 993 nt
Organism: Chlorella variabilis
Lineage: Eukaryota; Viridiplantae; Chlorophyta; Trebouxiophyceae; Chlorellales; Chlorellaceae
Exons: 4
Coding region: 1-993 (330 amino acids)
Cellular component (GO): cytosol
Molecular function (GO): protein kinase A regulatory subunit binding
Source: RefSeq, a predicted model, not a curated record
AUGGGGCUGCGCCUUUGCCACUUCAGGGUGGAGCCCGGGGCGGCGGCGCCCGCAGCGCAGGGCACCGGCAGGAGCCUGGUGCAGGGCCGUGCAAUGAUUGCCACUCCCUUGGCCAUCCGUGCCGGGGUGGACCCCGGCGCAACAGAAGGAGGCCCAGCAGGCGGCCUCGGCGACCAGCAGCCGCAGCGACAGCGCCACACGAAGGAGAAGCGGCCGCCGCAGCCCCACCCCAACCACUUUCUGGCUCUGCAGGUGUCGCAGCACCCCGACGUUGUGGCGGCCAUCCAGCGGGUGCAUGCCAGCCUGGCAGGCCACUCCCCGCACCUGCAGAAAGCGUGUGUGGAGGCGGUCACCGCGCACCUGACCCUCGGGGUGCUGGCGCUGGGCAGCGAGGAGGAGCGGCGGCGUGCGUGCGAGGCGAUGGCAGGGCUGGCGGCGGCGCUGGCGGAGCAGGCGCUGCUGUCGCCUGUGGAGGUGCAUCUGGAAGGGCUGAGCCACUUCAGAAACCAGGUUCUGUACCUCGACGUGCGGCGGGACGCGGGGCUGGAGCAGCUGACCCGUCUGGCGGCCGCCACCCGGGCGCACUUCCAGCAGGAGGGGCUGCUGCUGCAGGCGGGCCAGGCCUUUUUGGCCCACGUGACAGUAGCCAAGACCAGCAAGCUGCAGGGCUUCAGCCAGAACAGGCGCGGCGGCGGCAGGGGCCGGCCGGGGCACAGGCGCGAAUGGCGGGUCAUUCCUGCCGAGGCCUGGGCGCAGCAUGCGGCCAUAGCGGGAGGCAGGGCGGUGCUGGGAGAGGUCCAGCUGUGCGCCAUGCAGGGCAGGAAGCCCCAGCAGUACUACCAAGUCCUGUGCAGCCUGCCGCUGGCCGGCAGGACACAGGAGGCGGGCGGCGAGGCGGCGGUGCAGGCAGCGAGCGGCGUUUCGCAGCUUGUGCCAGCAUGGGAGUCGGCAUCAGGCAAAGAUGCCGGAGGCCCCAGCCGCUCGGCCAGCUGA